CAUUAGCAGCCAGCGUAGUGAGCGGUAUCAGUGGAAAAAGCCGAAUCCAUUGCCCACAGUUUGUUCUUUCACCUAGUCAGUUGUCGUUUGGUCGAACCGUGUGGUCGCUCCGGUCCAACAGUUCCAACACUAGGCAAGUUAAGAUUUACACGCCGCUGCUGACACAUUUCAAUUGAACGUGGAAAAUGUCGAUCUAUCGUAUUUCAACGCGUAAGCUGCCUGAAGCGCAGAAAUUGAAUGGGCUUUUGGUUCGUUUCAUCUCGGCCGAUUCGAGCUUGCGUGAUGUGCUCGCUGCUAAAAUUCCAGCCGAACAGGAGCGUGUAAAGAACUUCAGGAAGCAAUAUGGUGCUACCAAAACGGGUGAAACCACCAUCGAUAUGAUGUACGGUGGCAUGCGUGGCAUUAAGGGUCUCGUUUGCGAAACCUCUGUUUUGGACGCCGAUGAAGGUAUUCGUUUCCGUGGUCUCUCCAUUCCUGAAUGCCAAAAGGUAUUGCCCAAGGCCGAUGGCGGCGAAGAACCAUUGCCUGAGGGUCUCUUCUGGUUGUUGCUUACUGGUGAUGUACCAACUAAGGGUCAAGUUAAGCAACUGUCCAAGGAAUGGGCCGAACGCGCCGCACUGCCACAACAUGUUGUGACGAUGUUGAACAACAUGCCCACCACUUUGCAUCCGAUGUCGCAAUUGGCAUGCGCCGUCACUGCGCUAAAUCAUGACAGCAAAUUUGCUAAGGCCUACUCAGAGGGCGUGCACAAGACCAAGUAUUGGGAAUACGUGUACGAGGACAGCAUGGAUUUGAUUGCUAAACUGCCCGUCGUUGCCGCAACCAUCUAUUGCAAUACUUACCGUGGCGGCAAAGGCUCUAAAUCGGUUGAUUCCAGUCAGGAUUGGUCAGCGAACUUCGUCAAGAUGUUGGGCUAUGACAAUCCCAAAUUCACCGAAUUGAUGCGUCUCUACUUGACCAUCCACAGCGAUCACGAGGGUGGCAACGUGUCUGCACACACAGUGCAUUUGGUUGGCUCCGCCUUGAGUGACCCCUACCUCUCCUUCGCCGCUGGCAUGAACGGCUUGGCUGGUCCAUUGCACGGUUUGGCCAAUCAGGAAGUGUUGGUGUGGCUACGCAAAUUACAGAAGCAAUUGGGUGCCAACCCAUCGGAAGAUGAAUUGAAGGACUACGUCUGGAAGACCUUGAAGUCAGGACAGGUUGUGCCCGGCUAUGGCCACGCUGUACUCCGCAAGACCGAUCCACGCUACACCUGCCAACGUGAGUUCGCGCUCAAACACCUGCCCGACGAUGAUCUCUUCCAACUGGUGUCGAAGAUCUACAAGAUCGUGCCACCAAUCCUCACCGAAACCGGCAAGGUCAAGAACCCCUGGCCCAAUGUGGAUGCUCACUCUGGUGUGCUACUCCAAUACUACGGCAUGAAGGAGAUGAACUACUACACCGUAUUGUUCGGCGUUUCGCGCGCUCUCGGCGUGUUGGCUUCAUUGAUCUGGGAUCGUGCGUUAGGUCUGCCCAUCGAGAGACCCAAAUCGUUGUCGACCGACCUCUUGAUGAAAAUGGUGCAGAAGUAAAUGUAAAAGGGUUUAGAAGCGCGGUAGAGCUGAGUUGAAGUUGAGUGGGAGGCGAGAUGCGGAAAAGUGGAAAAUAACCAAAAACUAAACUUAAAACGCGAAAUAGUUUUAUGGAAAGUAAAUUAAACAAAAGUAAAUAGUGAAGCGUCAAAUUUUAGUAAAUGAUGCAGGAAACAUGAUUAAGUAGUUGAAUGCAAUACAAUACAAAUAUUCAUUGUUAUUCACGAAUAACAGCAACAACAACUGAAACAAUUUUCAAGCUAGCCCAAGUAGAGAGAAGCAACUUACAACAACUAGAACAAGAAAAACUAAACCGCACCAACUUGAAACGCUUUUAAUUUUAACUUAAUUAUUAUUACUUUUAAGCGUACAGCGUAUGUAUGUAGGAACAACAACUAAACAACAUCUACAAAACGAUCAGAAACAAAUAGCAAUAACAACAGCUGAGGAAAAUCUACUUAUGAUUUAAGUAGAAAAAAAUUUGAAAAUAAUUUACUUAACUAAACACAUUUAAGUAAAAUUUGGCUUUCUUUUAAUAAGAACAUACGAUCAAUUUAAACAAUAAAAAGUAUGAUAUUAAAUUACUUUAAAAUAAAAAAAUAAAAAUUACGUAAAUUUCACCUGCUUAUGAAGCGGCGCAUUAGUUGUAUACAUAUAUAACUGCAUACAUAUAAAAUUAUAUUAUGACGUGUAUAAUAUACAAGUAUCUUGUGAGACGGCAUUAUUACUUUUUGAGUUGUUGCAAUUCAAUGAAAUAAAAACAUAAAUAAUUGUAUUCGAGAAUAAGGAAAAAGCUACAUACAAUAAAGAAAAACCUGAAAAAUACGAAAACCAAAAUGCUUUUGGGUUUAUUGCAGAUACAUAAUUAAGUUAUAGUUAGUUUCCACUGAAAAGAAAUAAGCAAUUAUAGCGAAGAUUAAAGAAAAAUGAGAAAAAAUGCGAUAGAAAACAGUAAUAUUUCAAAAUGAAUAAAGAACAGAGCCUAAAGGGUCAUAAAGUUUCCUAAUUAGGAGAAAUAAAAACAGAUAUAUACUUGGAAAAGCGAAAACUGACGGUAACAGUGAACAUUCGCAUGCACUCAAGUGUACAAAAACGCUGAAAUUUGCAUAAUUAAAUCGUAGUCCCUUUUUGAAUUUGGCUUGAGUUGAUCGCAGGCAUUUUUUUCUGUUGAGCUUAAUUUUCAUUAUACUAAGUUGAACUACAAACUUAACGUCACUUAAAAUUUUUCUUAAAUGGAUGUUGCUUAUAUUUGGAAA
Molecule: messenger RNA, 2827 nt
Organism: Rhagoletis pomonella (apple maggot)
Lineage: Eukaryota; Metazoa; Arthropoda; Insecta; Diptera; Tephritidae
Gene: kdn
Product: probable citrate synthase, mitochondrial
Exons: 6
Coding region: 186-1571 (461 amino acids)
Biological process (GO): citrate metabolic process; tricarboxylic acid cycle; carbohydrate metabolic process
Cellular component (GO): mitochondrial matrix
Source: RefSeq, a predicted model, not a curated record